CUUUCCGCCAUCUUUCCGCGCCGGUGAGUAGCACUGUCUGAGAGCUCCAAUUUCAUCCGUCUGCCAUCGGUGCCAUCCUGCUCUCUAAGGUUCGGUCUCGGUGUCCUGCGAGGAGGCUGGCCCCCUCCUUGGCCGAGGAUCCUGGCCUUGCCGGUUCCUGGACAGGCAUAGAGGAGAGCCAUGGCUGGGCGCCCCGGACUGUGUACUCAGGGGAUCCCGGUCCUUAGGGUGCAGGCCGCAGCGCUGGCGGGAGCCGGAGCCUUCGACUGCCCAGCUAGGCGGUAGCUCCGGUUCGGGCCGCAGCGUCUGGAUCUCUCUUUAGUGCUGAGGCAGCGCCUUGGCCCCGGGCGGCGGGCAACAUCGGGGCUGGUGGGCCGUGCAGCUUCUCAUUGCUGCGGCCGCGCUGGGAGCUUGGGAGGCUGAGGCCACCCAGCAGGUAAAAGCUGCAUCGUGCCGGGGUUGGCAGUUUGCUGGAUGCCAACUUGGAUCUUCUGGGCCGCAGAGUUUUUCUUUAGACGCUUUUGAACUUAAGGGAUUUAAGUUCAAUCUUUACUAUUGGCAGUUUGGUCUCCAUACUUAAGAGCUUUCAAAAGUUCAGUGUAGUGUGCGGUUCGUGCCCAUUAGAAGAGAGUCCAGUCUGACAGCAUGUAAAAUGUUUCUGUUUGCCACUGUGGCUCUUGCUGUUGGACGCAAUUUUAAAUGGCACGAAGAUGGAUGUUUAAUAGUUGGAUGUGUUCAUGCCACAAUGGUGCGCAUGAAUGUCCUGGCAGAUGCUCUCAAGAGCAUCAACAAUGCCGAAAAGAGAGGCAAACGCCAGGUGCUUAUUAGGCCGUGCUCCAAAGUCAUCGUCCGGUUUCUCACUGUGAUGAUGAAGCAUGGUUACAUUGGCGAAUUUGAAAUCAUUGAUGACCACAGAGCUGGGAAAAUUGUUGUGAACCUCACAGGCAGGCUAAACAAGUGUGGGGUGAUCAGCCCCAGAUUUGACGUGCAACUCAAAGACCUGGAAAAAUGGCAGAAUAAUCUGCUUCCAUCUCGCCAGUUUGGUUUCAUUGUACUGACAACCUCAGCUGGCAUCAUGGACCAUGAAGAAGCAAGACGAAAACACACAGGAGGGAAAAUCCUGGGAUUCUUCUUCUAGGGAUGUAAUACAUAUAUUUUCAAAUAAAAUGCCUCAUGGACUCUGGUGCUUCCA
Molecule: messenger RNA, 1192 nt
Organism: Pongo pygmaeus (Bornean orangutan)
Lineage: Eukaryota; Metazoa; Chordata; Mammalia; Primates; Hominidae
Gene: RPS15A
Product: ribosomal protein S15a
Exons: 5
Coding region: 653-1138 (161 amino acids)
Biological process (GO): translation
Cellular component (GO): ribosome
Molecular function (GO): structural constituent of ribosome
Source: RefSeq, a predicted model, not a curated record